This is a messenger RNA of Hemibagrus wyckioides, 9203 nucleotides long. It is a transcript of the gene kif13ba, whose product is annotated as kinesin family member 13Ba. Lineage: Eukaryota; Metazoa; Chordata; Actinopteri; Siluriformes; Bagridae. Bases 1143 to 6611 code for a protein of 1822 amino acids. Gene Ontology annotation, biological process: regulation of protein localization; microtubule-based movement. The record is from RefSeq and is a predicted model, not a curated record. The transcript is spliced from 40 exons. Gene Ontology annotation, cellular component: adherens junction. Gene Ontology annotation, molecular function: microtubule binding; cell adhesion molecule binding; microtubule motor activity.
GUUAGCUGAUUUUAACGCACUGUCGCGAAUUCCCAGGCUGUGGCGCGUGCACUUGGCUACGACGGGAAUUUCCCCCCUGAAAAACGACGUUUUAUUUUUCGUUGUUUUCUUCUCUUUCCUCGUGUGACACCGGCAACGAAAGUAUGAUUCCGUCGUCUGGGGAGAAUCUUGAAGAAAUGAUGUCGGAUUCGCCGGGACGGAUUUAAUUUUUCUGUCACGCGCCGCUCCUUGGGUUCGAUAAUGAAACCGGAGGCGAGUCCGUUAGCCAGUCAACGCAGUUGCUAUGUAACGUUAGCUAGCGGUAACGAUUUAAGUUAAUAACACUGUCAUGGUUUAAUAUAUAUAUAUGUGUAUAUAUUUUACUUUGUCUUCCGAAAGCUUUAUUAUAAUAUUCAGGCUUUUAUAUAACGUUGAUAACACAUCACUUUGGAGUAAAGGUUUAGCGAUGUGUCAGCUAACUAGCUAAUAAAUAAUUUACAUAGAUACAUAACUAGCAUAGUUGAGUUAGCUGAUUAAAUUCUUAGUAAAGCAGAAUAACGGUAACUAACAAAGUGGGGAUGAUCACUUGGUUUUGCGGUUUAAGUUUACAACCCAGUGGUAAUUAUUUUUAGUUUUUUUUUUUUUACUUGCACAAGACAAUAAUCAAUAUUCGAUACGUCAAUCCAGCGAAUAUGCUAGCAGUUUGACUCUGAACCGACUCCGAACCGACUCCAAUGUAAGUUAGGUUGAAAAGUUCUACAAAGUGCUUUGACAGUUCGACUCUGAGUUUCAGGAAGUUUCUAACUGAGGCCCUGCUUGAUUUCCACUUGAAUAAGAUUUGUGACACUCCAGCAGGGAGUUGGCUGUUCAGCUUUUCUUCUGAUUGACUCUCAGGAUUAUUUAUUAUCUUAAUAACUCUGAAUCAUCAUGAAGAACUUUACAGCGAAGACAAAGAUGUGAAUUGGGAAAACAGUUGACCCUAUCAUGGCCUCUUUUCCAUGGCAUGACUUUCCUGCCCUGGAGGCUGAAAUGUUCCAGAAAUAAAGAACACAUUUCUAAGGAGUCUGGGAUUUAUGGACAUGUAUAUGGAUCUGUCCAGAUCCGUCGUCUAGAACUCUCUUAACGUUGGUCUUCUUGUGGAGAGCCGUGUUUGUGUGCAAAACAUGGGAGAAACCAGCCUAAACGACUCCAACGUCAAGGUGGCCGUCCGCGUCCGGCCCAUGAACCGGAGAGAAAAGGACCUGAACACAAAAUGUGUGAUUGAUAUGGAUGGGAACCAAACCUUCCUGCAUCCAGCAAGCGGGAACCUGGGAAAAGCUGACUCAAGGAGUCAGCCCAAGGUUUUCGCGUAUGAUUACUGCUUCUGGUCCAUGGACGAAUCCGAAAAGGAAAAAUUCGCAGGACAAGACAUGGUGUUUCAGUGCCUCGGGGAGAGUCUGCUGCACAACGCCUUCCAGGGUUACAACGCAUGCAUCUUCGCAUACGGCCAAACCGGCUCUGGGAAGUCGUACACCAUGAUGGGUUCAGCAGAUCAGCCCGGUCUGAUCCCUCGGCUCUGCAGCUCGCUGUUUGAGCGCACAGUGCAGCACCAGCGAGAGGAGGAGAGCUUCACCGUGGAGGUCUCUUACAUGGAGAUCUACAACGAGAAAGUUCGGGACCUCCUGGAUCCUAAGGGGAGUCGUCAGGCCCUGAAAGUGCGAGAACAUAAAGUCCUGGGGCCAUACGUGGACGGACUCUCUCGACUUGCCGUGGCGAGCUACAAGGACAUCGAGUCAUUAAUGUCCGAGGGGAACAAAUCUCGCACCGUGGCCGCCACCAACAUGAACGAAGAGAGCAGUCGCUCUCACGCUGUUUUCAACAUCAUCCUCACACACACACUCCGUGACCUGCAGUCUGGGACCAGUGGGGAGAAAGUGAGUAAGCUGAGUUUGGUGGAUUUGGCUGGAAGUGAGAGAGCAGCUAAGACCGGUGCGGCUGGUGAGAGACUGAAGGAAGGCAGCAACAUUAAUAAGUCUUUAACCACACUGGGGCUGGUGAUCUCAGCGCUGGCUGACCAGGGUGCAGGAAAGAACAAGAGCAAGUUUGUGCCUUACAGAGAUUCCGUGCUCACGUGGCUGCUUAAGGACAGUUUAGGUGGAAACAGUCGGACCGCCAUGGUGGCCACGGUGAGUCCGGCCGCCGAUAACUACGAUGAGACCCUGUCCACGCUGCGCUACGCCGACCGUGCCAAGAGCAUCGUUAACCACGCUGUCGUGAAUGAGGAUCCCAACGCCAGGAUCAUCCGAGAGCUGAGGGAGGAGGUGGAGAAGCUCCGGGAUCAGCUCACGCAAGCAGAGUCCAUGAAGGCUCCAGAGCUGAAGGAGAGGCUGGAGGAGUCUGAGAAGUUGAUCCAGGAGAUGACGGUCACCUGGGAGGAGAAGCUAAGGAAGACGGAGGAAAUUGCACAGGAGAGGCAGAAGCAGCUGGAGAGUCUGGGCAUCUCCCUGCAGUCGUCAGGGAUCCGUGUGGGAGAUGAUAAAUGCUUCCUGGUCAACCUCAACGCUGACCCCGCCCUCAACGAGCUGCUGGUUUAUUACUUAAAGGAACACACGAUGGUGGGUUCAGCAGACUCGCAAGACAUUCAGCUAUGCGGCAUGGGCAUCCAGGCUGAGCACUGCGUCAUCAACAUCACCUCCGAGGGAGCGGUUUUCCUCAAUCCGCACAAGAAUUCCAGGACGUGUGUGAACGGAUCUCCAGUCACGAGCCAGCAGCAGCUUCACCAUGGUGACCGCAUACUGUGGGGCAAUAACCACUUUUUCAGGAUAAACCUUCCAAAGCGCCGUCCACGUCCAGUGACCGAGGAGGAGGAAGGAGAGGGGGGUAAUAUGAAGAACAGCAACAGCAGCGAGCAGCUGGAUGCAGACGGUGACACGGCCAGCGAAGUUUCCAGCGAAGUCAGCUUCAGCUAUGAGUUCGCACAGACCGAGGUCAUGAUGAAGGCACUGGGGAGCAACGACCCCAUGCAGGCCGUGCUGCAGAGUCUGGAGCGACAGCACGAGGAGGAGAAACGCACAGCCCUGGAGCGGCAGCGGCUGAUGUAUGAGCAGGAGCUGCAGCAGCUGCGUAAGCGUCUCACCCCAGAACGGCAGAGCGCGCAGACCCAGCAGCACUACCGCAGCAUGGAGAGACUCAGCCUGGGCGGGCCGUCGUCGUCAUCUCGUCUGCGCCAGUGGAGUGAGGAACGGGAGGCGAUGCUGACACGGAGUUUGCGGAAACUUCGGGAACAGAUAGUAAAAGCCAACCUGCUGGUGCAAGAGGCAAGUUUCAUCGCAGAGGAACUGGACAAGAAAACCGAGUACAGAGUCACUCUGCAGAUCCCUGCUGCUAACCUCAACGCUAACAGGAAGCGUGACGCUGUGCUGAGUGAACCUGCCAUCCAGGUGAGGCGGAAAGGUAAAGGCAAGCAGAUCUGGGCUUUGGAGAAGAUGGAGAACAGACUGGUAGACAUGAGGGAGCUCUAUCAGGAGUGGAAGGACUAUGACGAGGAUAAUCCUGUGAUGCGUUCGUACUUCAAAAGAGCAGACCCCUUCUUUGACGAGCAAGUCAAUCACAGUCUAAUCGGAGUGGCUAAUGUCUUCCUGUCCUGCCUGUUUUAUGACGUAAAGCUGCAGUACGCCAUUCCCAUCAUUAACCAGAAAGGAGAGGUGGCAGGACGACUGCAUGUGGAGGUCGUGCGUGUUGCCGGAGGUGUAGAAGACGGCAUGGCUGGAGGGGAAGACGGGGAGAGCAGCCCUGAGGGAGAUCCGCUCGAGCGCAAACUCGUCUGUAUGAUUAAGAUCCUGCAGGCUACGGGCCUUCCUCAGUACCUGUCCAACUUUGUCUUCUGUCAGUACUUGUUCUGGGACCAGGCCGAGCCCAUCAUCGUGGCUCCCGAGGUGGACCCGUCUGCCUCAUCACCCAGCAGCAAAGACCCUCACUGCAUGGUGGUGUUCGACAGCUGUAAGGAGCUGGCCGUAGCAGUAACGGAGGAUUUCAUCGAGUAUCUAACGGAGGGAGCGUUGGCUAUUGAGGUAUAUGGCCACAGGCAAGCUGAUCCAGGCAGGAACCUGGCCCUGUGGGACCUCAGCAUUAUUCAGGCUAAGACUCGCACACUGCGUGACAGGUGGAGCGAAGUGACAAGAAAGCUGGAGCUAUGGGUGCAGAUCCUGGAACUGAACGAGAACGGAGAGUACAUGCCUGUUGAAGUGGUGUCAGCUGGAGAUGUUCGCACAGGGGGCAUCUUUCAGCUGCGACAGGGUCAGUCUCGGCGGGUGCAGGUGGAGGUGCGUUCGGUGCAGGACUCUGGCACUAUGCCACUGAUAGCCGAGAUUAUUCUGGGCGUGUCCAUCGGGUGUGUGGAGAUCAGACAGGCUUGCCCCGCUAAAGGCAAUGACUCAGAACAGUCGGAAGGGGAUGAAAUGGACAGCUAUCAGGAGCGAGACCUUGAACGGCUGAGACACCAGUGGCUGGCCGCUCUCACUAAGAGACAGCAGUACCUGGACGAGCAUCUGCAGAGUCUGGUCAGCAAAACAGAUAAGUCCGAGGAUGAUGUGGAGCGUGAGGCUCAGCUGCUCGAGUGCCGGCUGACUCUGACCGAGGAGAGGAAUGCGGUGAUGGUGCCCUCUGCUGGCAGCGGCAUUCCAGGAGCUCCUGCAGAGUGGGUACCAGUGCCUGGGAUGGAAACUCACAUUCCAGUCCUCUUCCUUGACCUGAGUGCUGAUGAUUUUAGCUCCCAAGAAAACCUGGAGAGCCCGGAAGCCGGUGGCUGGGAUGCUCUACUGAGUAGCGAGGAUGAAGACGACUUCUUUGAUCUGCAGAUCGUCAAGCACCAUGAUGGAGAGGUGAAAGCCGAGGCCUCCUGGGACUCCACGGUUCAUGAGUGUCCUCAGCUGAGUCGAGGCGGAGCUGCUGACCAGAGGGUCUACCUGAUCAUACGCACUGUAGUGCAGCUCAGCCACCCGGCAGAGAUGCAGCUCGUCCUGCGCAAACGCAUUUGCGUGAAUCUCACUGGACGACAGGGGUUUGCUCAGAACUUCCUAAAGAGAAUGUCCACACGGAGCACCGUGCCUGGCUGUGGGGUGACCUUCGAGGUUGUGUCCAAUAUCCCAGGGGAUGCUCAGAGCUCUGAGGACAGGGAGAUGCUCGCCCGCAUGGCCGCCAAUACAGAGGACCCCAAAUCAUCAGACAACGAGGCAGCCAUAGAGAAAUACCUGCGCAGCGUCCUGGCUGUGGAAAACAUCCUCACACUGGAUCGCCUGAGACAGGAGGUGGCAGUGAAGGAGCACUUGGCUGGUAAAGGAAAGGGGAGCAGGCGGAGUCUCAGCUCGCCCAGUGUGCACAGGUUAUCUGGGAGCAGACAGGAUUUGUCUCUAAACUCGAGUCUGGAAGACAACAAGAAUCGAUGGGAAAGUCAGCAGGACAUCUUCCUGACAGCUCCGCAGUUCAGCCGCACACUUCCUCGGCCCACCAGAGACCCCACACCACCACCACCACCACAGAGCCGGAGCCCACCCCAAACCCAGGAUCCAGAGCAAGGCCUUUCAGGGCUCGCUGCUUCUUAUCUCUCCCCAGUCAAGGCCCUUGUCCCUCAGAUGCCCAAGCUGCUCAAAUCCCUUUUCCCUGCUCGGGAAGACAAAAAGGACCUGCGUCCCUCUCCACAAUUGCAACAGCACGUGCCUCGUAUUAUGAUGCAGAGCAGCAGCAGCCCAGAUGAAAGCAGAGUUCGAGCAGAACCGCUGCCGGUGAUGGGAAGGAGUCUUGGUUCUGAGAAACCCUCAGACAGCCCUGAUGCAUCCACCUCCUCUGUGCAGGACUCGCAUGAGCUGCCCCUCAGCCCCAUGAGUGAAGCCUCCAGUGGCUAUUUCUCUACCAGUGUCUCUACUGCAACCCUCUCUGAUGUCUCUGCUGCAUCUGGAGACCUAACCCCGAGCCCCAACACCUAUGAUACAUCUCGGCGGGUUGCAGACGAGUGCGAGGGUACUGCCAUUCCUCCUGCAGAAACCGGGCUCAAAUACAUUGAGGAACCUCAGCAGAACCUGAAACUCAAAGACCUACAGCCCGCGCCUCGGAACGGCGUUCCCUGUUCUCAUGCUGAAACAAAACUAGUAACCGUCCCUAUUUUAGUAUCUAAAGCUGCUACAGACCAUGCUUUCUCCCUCCAGAGGGUCAAGCCCUCGAACCUCAAGUCGUUUAGCCCCAUCCUGCCUGAGGAAGAGAAGGAAAAGGGAGAAAGAGUCAGGGCAGAGGGCAGCUCUGACAAAAUGAGCAGAGAUGCCGAACUUCCUCCCUGGCUCAGAGUCGGAGAAAACGUCAUGGUUGCCAACAGUAAGUAUGGCACAGUGCGUUACGUCGGGCACGUGGACUUCUCAGAGGGCAUCUGGGUAGGAGUGGAGCUGGACACACCCACAGGUAAAAACGAUGGCUCCGUAGAGGGCCGUCAAUAUUUCCGCUGCAACCCCGGUUACGGAGUCCUUGUGCGGCCGGACCGGGUGAGUCGGCGCAACACGUCCAAGCGGUAUGGGGAGAACCGGCGUAGCGGCGAGUUCCUACAGGUGAAGGCAGGUUCAGGCCUGACUAAUCAGAAAGCAGAAAACCGCAAAUCCUGGAGUAACUAAACACCGCUUCUUCCUGUACCACGACAAAUUCGCAUUCCUGCACUUAUAACCCUGGUGCUCGGUUCUACACAGAGGAGCUACAGAGUUCCCUCGUUCUCACCUCUACACCAGCGCACCUGUUCACGUGACGAGUCGCAUCUCAACACUGAAUAAACUGUGCGAGUCCAAACUCCUAUAUAUAUCGAGAAACCCAGUUCUCUGGGGUCAAACGGUUUUUAUCCUCUGAGUCCUUUUGUAGACUCGUGUUUUAUGUCAUUAGGCAUGAUUAAUAUUCUUCCCCUUUAGUCAAUAAUCUGUGCUGAAAAUCCCGAAUGUGCCUUUGUGAUUUAGUUUUUUUUGUUUUUUUAAAGUCAUCCCUUAUUCCUCGAACACUAGCAAGAAAGCCUUCUGUCAGGGCGUGGUCUGAUCUCAGGGAUUGGUCAGAGAUAGCGGUCGUGUCUGAUGUAAGAGAAAGCAGGUUCUGCAUCAAAAGAUGCCAAAAGUGUAGUUUAUGCAUAUAUAUGUGUAUAUAUUUAUAUGUAAAUAUAUAUACAUAUAAUGUUAGGUUUGUUCAUUUGAGGGCCUAUUCACACCAAACUCUUUAUAAUUUUUCUGAACUAUUCUAGUUUUUAAAGCUUAAUUUCUGUGGGAUUUGGAUGAUUUUAGGCUCGUGUUAGAGCUGUAUGAACCUUAUUUUAAAAAUAAAAUGUUUCAGUGGGGAAAAGCAUGUGAAGUGUUGCUUCACUAGAUCAUCUAAUGAUCUGCUAGAUAGAACUUCACCUCCCCGUGACGGAGCAGGUGAGUGUUCCACUUUCAUGCUGUAUCGUGUUUAGUAUGAAUAGGCCUAAAGACAGGAAGUUGCAUGUGGGAGAGUAAGAAAAAGAAGGAAGAAAAUUCUGUAGCUCAUACGGGGUGAAAGGCCACUACAUACCUCAGAGCAUGUAGCACGUUCUGAUCCGAGCGAUUUUAAGAGAAUGGAUCGGUUUAACUGGGAGACGAGGUUUUAACGUUGCACUGGAAUUCACAAGGAUAAACCUCCAGAUAGGAAUGGCACGUGACGGUCGGAUGAAAGUGAGAUCAUUUCAGUGAUUUAUAAAGUUAAGUCUUCCAUGAGGGGCUUUGAAUUUAGUGAAGAUGCCGCAUAAGGUGGUACGAGGACGGUCCGGUUCCUGGCAGUGCCUGAGGCUACACUAUAUUCAUUUGCGUAAAGCGAAUAAGAGGAACGAAAGUCAUUCCAAGAGAAAGUAUUAAACGUUUUGCAUCAUUACGCAGUCGGAGAUGCACAUACUUCAGUAUGAAGGAGCAUGAAUGAGUUCUUGCACAUGGGAGCAGACCAGAAUGAUGGGUUAUACCAUUGCAUUUUAAUCCUCACCCUGCGUUCACACCAUCACACGACAAGUGGAUCUCUGUGUGGUCCAGCAUCCAGAAGCAGUAGUAGCUAUAUACACAGCUUUUAAAGUUAACUACAGAAACACAGAUUAAAAUAAUCAGUGUUUGAUUUUACGUUACAUUCGCGCCAGCAGUUUGGCUGUCUAACUAGCUGUACUAGCAAUUUAUCCAACGAUCUCUGUCAUUUCCUUCCAAGCAUUCAGAACGUCUCUAUAUGCAUUUAUAAAGAGAUUGUGUGAUAAGGUUUAGUUUUUCGCUCCUUCUUGACCAGCAGGCAGUAAACAGGAACAGUGGACCACAUGGCGCUCCGAGGAAUCUCGGCUUUAGCGUAAAACUGAACUGAACAUCUGGCUUUGUCGCUCGUUCGUGUGAACGCAGGGUUAAAGUCCUUAAUGUGAUUUCUGAAAUCGAAUGCAAUAUUGAUUUUAUUAAAGUAUAUUUUAAUGAUCAUAGAUAGCUGUGGAUUUUUUUGCUAUCAAAGUUUUCAAUUUAGGAAUCCCUUUUAAUUAAAACAUUGCACAUUUGAUUUAGCUUAGAUGUGGGCCCACCCAGUGGGGGUCUUCUUCUUCUUCUUCUUCUUCUUCUUCUUGUUUUCUAGAGAGUUCAAAUCUAACUGAGGUGCUGAAAUAAAAAGCCAUCAUCUUUUUAACUCACAAGUGUCCCCAGGAAGCAGGGAAGAUUUCCUUCAAGUAGUAUUUAUUUUCCUGAUUUUAUUCUUCAAUAACUUCAGAGUCUAACUAAUAGAACUGUUUGGUGGAAUUAGUGUGUGCGCGUGUGUGUGUGUGUGUGUGUGUGCGCGCCUUCAUUAGACAUGGCUUCUUCAUCUCGUCAUUGCACAAGUCUUGGGGAAUAUUAUCACUGAAACGUAUCUGUCGCAUCGUGUCCGUGUGCCUUGUGCAGCAAAAUAUUUGAAAAAUUACGCACAAGUAGCUCAGAACAGCACUGCUCUGAUCUGACCGGCAGAUGUGCACAGAUGUCGGUCAGAGAGACGAGUACGGAGGUUAUAAGAUGGGGAAAUAAAUCCUGAUUUUAGGAAUUUCAAAUACAGAAAAAAAUCUUGCAUAUUUACUUUGUCACCGUGUGUUUACACCUUCCCAUACCUUCCCACACCUUCCCAUACCUUCCCAUACCUUCCCAUACCUUCCCACACCUUCCCACACCUUCCCAUACCUUCCCACACCUUCCCACACCUUCCCAUACCUUCCCACACCUUCCCACACCUUC